GUUUGUCAGAGAAUGUGCAGGAGGAAGGCUGUCUCGUCGUCAGGACGUUGAGCCAACGGGAUCCGAUAUCGCCUUCAUCUCAGGAGGGUUGAGCUUGUGGACACAGAGGGCCUUCUAUCCCACAGAGCCCUGGAAGAGAGUCUUGUUCAGCUCUGUCUUCAUCCCCAGCUCCAACUAUGUACUCUGCAGGCUUGGAGAUCCUCGGGAUGAUCCUGGCCGUGGCCGGCUGGCUGGGGGUGAUGGUGUCCUGCGGCUUGCCCAUGUGGCGGGUGGCUGCCUACAUCGGUCAGAACAUUGUCAUCUCCCAGGUGAUCUGGGAAGGCUUGUGGAUGAACUGUUCCGUGCAGAGCACCGGUCAGAUGCACUGCAGGGUGCACGACUCCAUGCUGGGGUUGCCAGUGGACUUGCAAGCAGCUCGUGCCUUGGUCAUUGUCUCUAUGGUGCUGUGCAUCGUGGGAAUUGGUCUGUCAGUGGCUGGUGCCAAGUGCACCAACUGUAGCCGGGAUGUGAGCAGUAAACCGCGUCUUGUGGUGUCUGCUGGAGUAACCUUCGUGGUAGCUGGACUGCUGCUGCUGGUGGCUGUGUCCUGGACAGCACACGCCAUCGUCAUGGGCUUCUAUGACCCGCUGCUGGAGGAGACAGGGAAGAGGGAGUUUGGUAAUGCUCUGUACUUUGGCUGGGCUUCCUCCUGCCUCCUCAUCCUAGGGGGAGCCCUGCUCUGUUGCUCCUGCCCAUCCACAGCAGCUACAGCACCGAGUGGUGGUAGCUCCAUGGCUCCCCGGGUGGACUACUCGGCUGUCAAGGUUAUGUCAGUCAAUGGCUACCCCAGAAGAGACUAUGUAUGAACAUGUGAC
This is a messenger RNA of Epinephelus fuscoguttatus (brown-marbled grouper), 854 nucleotides long. Its product is annotated as claudin-9. The transcript is spliced from 2 exons. The record is from RefSeq and is a predicted model, not a curated record. Gene Ontology annotation, biological process: bicellular tight junction assembly; cell adhesion. Lineage: Eukaryota; Metazoa; Chordata; Actinopteri; Perciformes; Serranidae. Bases 177 to 845 code for a protein of 222 amino acids. Gene Ontology annotation, molecular function: structural molecule activity. Gene Ontology annotation, cellular component: bicellular tight junction; plasma membrane.